Molecule: messenger RNA, 479 nt
Organism: Nerophis lumbriciformis (worm pipefish)
Lineage: Eukaryota; Metazoa; Chordata; Actinopteri; Syngnathiformes; Syngnathidae
Source: RefSeq, a predicted model, not a curated record
ACCACAGACUGGUGAGGGCACCAUGGAGGAUUUUAGUCCGAAGAGCCAAAACCUUGAAGAGAGACUGCAGUCCUUGGAGAAGCAGAUGUCCAACAUGUCCCCAGCAAGACCAGCAACAUCAGAGAAGGACGCUGAGAAUCCAUCACAGAAAGAUGAAGACUUGCAGAAACAAAACCUCAAGCUGGUCUCGGAGAACGUGGAGCUCCGCCUCCAACUUGAACAUGCCACCGUAGACCUGCCCAGAGUCUCGAAGAAGGUCACCUACCUGGAGGAGAGCUGCAAUGCUCUGAAAAGUGGAAAUGCUCAUCUCCAGACCAGACUCUCACACAUGUCAGGUGCCAGACCUGAAGCAGUCGAAUGGCGUACUCGUUCAAUGAAUUGAUGACCUCUGUGCUGCUGGGGUCCAGACCCUCAGGAAGGGCCAGAGGACGGAAGGGGACUCCGCUGCUGCCCGACUUCCUCAGGUGUUCCACUUCACU